Messenger RNA from Haemonchus placei, 672 nucleotides. The record is from the annotation of a GenBank genome assembly. NCBI's taxonomy places the organism in Eukaryota, Metazoa, Nematoda, Chromadorea, Rhabditida, Trichostrongylidae.
AUGAGGGGAGGUGUAAGGGUUAGAGAACUUCAUGAGUACCAGUAAUUAUAGGUAAACUAUUCUUUCCUUCAAUGGGUUUCUUACGAAGUGACGAUGACUAAGUAGAAGCUUGAAGGCUGGGAGGUGAGAGAGCGGGUGAGGCUUCAACAGCUGACUCAUCCGAUGUAUUUAAGGCUCGCGCAGAACGACAGAGGGGGACACUCGACAAUCGUCUACCAAGAGGACUUGGUCCGGGCCUGGACCUCCACCUCGCCUCCCGCGGACGUCGCCUCUGGGCCCUGCUCCUUCCUAUUCACGAUCCACGACCGGACUGAUCUCUGAUUAGCUACGGUACUAAUAAACUGAUAUUCACUACGGCUUCUAUGGCAGUCUCACUGAAACACGGGAAUGGUAAACGUCGACAACAUUAGUGGUAGCAGCGAGUCCGACACCAAGGAAGGCAGGUGAGUCCACCUUUCAAUUGGCUCUGUUGAGCCUGCGAACGAGGAUGAGUCUGGCCACCUCAUUUCGUUUCUGCGGGCCAGCAUUAGCCAAGAGGCCAGGUUUACAGCCCUCUUUUUCGAUCUUUCUUCUCUUCACAAAUUUCUUUUCGCCUUUCCUGUCCUCCUAACUUUACCGCGACUAUGGGGUCACAUUAUGAGUAAUUUAAAGGAGCACGCGCCGCCAGCAUGA